CUGGGAAUGGGUGCGGAGCCUAAACGAGGUCGUGGUAACGGCACGAGGGUGUCGACGGUUUCUCCUAAGACUGGUAUCGUUGCUGCGGCAGUCAUCUGAAAUUUUUGCGUUUAAUGAAUAAACUUGCUAAUUAAUGCAUCAUCGAUGACUGAUCGUGUACAGCAACAUGAGAGGAUGAUGCGAUAUAUUCAGCAUCGUGAACGGGUGCUUGAUAUGAAAAGCGUAGUGAAGCAACAGAUACAGAGAAGUCGUUCAACUCCACCGCCGCGACGAAAUCUACACAGAGAGGCGGAAUCGAAACGUCGUAUAGACCUUGAAAAUGGCCGCCUUCUGCAAUCACUGAUUAGUAUUGCGACAGGAACUAGCGAAUAUAGUAGUUCGAGGCAACGAUCAAGGACACCAGCAUCUUUGCGAAGGAAGCCUUCGAAUAAGAGAAAUAACUAA
Cylicocyclus nassatus is the source of this 444-nucleotide messenger RNA. The record is from the annotation of a GenBank genome assembly. Lineage: Eukaryota; Metazoa; Nematoda; Chromadorea; Rhabditida; Strongylidae.